Molecule: messenger RNA, 378 nt
Organism: Nematocida minor
Lineage: Eukaryota; Fungi; Microsporidia
Exons: 1
Coding region: 1-378 (125 amino acids)
Biological process (GO): positive regulation of transcription by RNA polymerase II; negative regulation of transcription by RNA polymerase II
Molecular function (GO): zinc ion binding; DNA-binding transcription factor activity, RNA polymerase II-specific; RNA polymerase II cis-regulatory region sequence-specific DNA binding
Source: RefSeq, a predicted model, not a curated record
AUGAUAAAAUAUAAGAAAGGUGAUGACAUAACAUGUGAGAAUUGUAAAACAAAUAUAACUCCAUUGUGGAGGAGGAGCGAGACUGGCAACUAUUUGUGCAACGCGUGCGGGCUGUACUUGAAAAUACACAAGAAGCACAGGCCAGUGAAGUUCAUGAGCAAAGAAAUAAAACACAGACAGAGACAGUCUGGCCCAAGGAUGCUUCCCGACGGGACAACAGAAGGAUACGAGAUAGCAUACAACGAGAUAGGCGUCCAAAAUACCGCACACAUCAAAGAACACUCCUUCGAAGAUUGUCUCGUAAUAAACUACUCGGAGGAAGAAAUAGACGCGCUCUCUGGGCUGGUUAUGCUGACGGGGAUGCACGGCUCAGUCUGA